Messenger RNA from Lipotes vexillifer (Yangtze River dolphin), 970 nucleotides. It is a transcript of the gene SPRYD7, whose product is annotated as SPRY domain containing 7. Gene Ontology annotation, molecular function: protein binding. The record is from RefSeq and is a predicted model, not a curated record. The transcript is spliced from 4 exons. Bases 106 to 579 code for a protein of 157 amino acids. NCBI's taxonomy places the organism in Eukaryota, Metazoa, Chordata, Mammalia, Artiodactyla, Lipotidae.
UCUGGCGCUCGGGAGGGGGCGGGAGGCGGAGCAGAGGGUGGGGGGUGGUGUCGCCGCGGUCUAGGCGAGGGAGGCGGUGGUGGCGGCGUCGGAGGUCCCUGAGAUAUGGCCGCCUCGGUGUUCUGCUGCCUGAGGUGCUGCAGAGAUGGCGGGACGGGCCACAUCCCUCUGAAGGAGAUGCCGGCCGUGCAGCUGGACACGCAGCACAUGGGAAUCUGGGGUAUUGGCGUUGCAACUCAGAAAGUUAACUUGAAUCAGAUCCCUCUUGGCCGAGAUGUGCAUAGUCUGGUGAUGAGAAAUGAUGGAGCCCUAUAUCACAACAACGAGGAGAAAAAUAGGCUGCCAGCAAACAGCCUUCCACAGGAGGGAGACGUGGUGGGUAUUACAUAUGACCAUGUAGAAUUAAAUGUAUAUUUGAAUGGAAAAAACAUGCAUUGUCCAGCAUCAGGUAUACGAGGGACAGUGUAUCCAGUUGUUUAUGUUGAUGACAGUGCAAUUUUGGAUUGCCAGUUCAGUGAAUUUUAUCAUACUCCUCCACCUGGUUUUGAAAAGAUAUUAUUUGAACAGCAGAUCUUCUGAAUGUAUUUGUUUUUGAAACUUGUAUUUCUGCACUGUUAAAAGUGUUUACCAUUUAAUAAAGCUUUACCUGACCUACAGAUGACAAUAUAUCCUUAAAAAUAUGCUCGUUAAUGUUGUCUAAGGAAACAACGUAUACAAUAUACCAUCCUGAAGUUGUGAUUUAAAAUACUUAGGUUUUGUGAUAAUGAAAUCAGCAUUUGGGGCAGUUUAUUUAAUUCUUAUUUAAAUAAAUAUGACUGUGGGUUUGAUUAACAGUAUUAAAUGGAAAUACGUAUAUAGAUAUUCAAAAGGGAAUCUUAACAUAAAAUAUUUGUUUUGAUAGAGAUAGAGUUGGGUGGAGGUUUUUGUCAUUCUGAAGUGUAGACCUCAUUAACUAUUUUAAGUCUGCAGU